AUGAUAAUCUCCAGAGUCAGACUAUGGACUUGGUACGUUGUCAGACGUUUCGGCGGCAUCGUCAGUGAAUCUUGCCAGUCUCAACGCCAAACUACGCCCCAUCAAAGAGACAAGGGAAGUCAAUCCAUUGACCAGCAUUCUAUCGUAGCGGUUGCUCAAUCAAUCCUCGUUCUGUCCUGGCCCUUUUACUAUUUCCUACCCUCUAUUGUCUCCCCUUCGUACUACCGCAAACUUGUGACAUGUUUAAAUUCCACAAAACGUGUGCCCUUUCGGCGAAUUUACCGUGGCGUCAUCACACCUUCUGUCUGUCUUGCUCCCCUCCCUUUCAAAUGGCUUAUCCGACUCGAUUCUCCUGUCCGGAUCAUCUCCGUUUACCCUGAACAAACUAUGAACUUCUGUCUCUGGUCGCCUGCCUCAUCUCGAGUGGACUAUUAA
Messenger RNA from Protopolystoma xenopodis, 435 nucleotides. The record is from the annotation of a GenBank genome assembly. Lineage: Eukaryota; Metazoa; Platyhelminthes; Monogenea; Polystomatidea; Polystomatidae.